AUAAGCAAUUUGCAAACGGAUGAGUUUUUGCAUCAGAUAACUGACAGACACUCGCAAACCUUCGUAAUCAGCCAAUGAAUUUUUCGGUACUUCAACUAUUAUUCCAGGUCGCUAUCAAGCGAUAGGUUAUAAUCAGUGGAAAAGAUCUGGCUUCAACUGUGAAGUUGAACGACAAAUUAAUCGAGAACUUUAACCGCACUGUUCAAAGGGUGACACAGCAAUCGGUCGAGGAACUUCGUCUACUCGACACAGAAAGCCUGUUGGCAAACCAUGGCGACUAACAGCAGCACAAGGUCUGCAUUCCGAGUGGUUGGGCUUCUUGUUUAUGUCCUCAUCGGAGGAGCCAUAUUUAUGCAGAUCGAGAAGGAAACAGGCAGAAACUCUAAGAGUCAAACAUUAGAGGACUUCCUACGUCGGUGGAGUAACACGUAUAAUCUGUCCCAAGAAAAUAUCACCAAUCUGCUUAAAGAUUACGACGACACGAGGGAGAAUGGAGCGAAGCCAACAUGGACAUUCUUAAAUUCUGUUUUCUACGUUUUACAGCUUGUCACUACAAUUGGAUAUGGAAACAUAACGCCCACGACAGAAAGCGGUCAAAUUUUAACUGUUAUUUAUGCGCUGGUAGGAAUUCCAUUCACAGUUUUGGCUCUUAAAUCAAUCGGGGAACUUGUAAACAAAGCCUUAAAAUCGGUGACCCGACCACUGCAUAGGAAAUUUCACAGUAAAAACUGCCAAGAACGUGCCUGCGAUUUUAUGGAAACUGGAAAUACCUGCAUCAAUUUAGUGUCUUGCAUUGUAACCUGGAUCAUUGCUUGUGCACUGAACACGCAUUUAGAAUCAAAACAAAGUUUUAUCACGAACUCUUAUUCCAUUUUUGUGACCUUAACUACUGUCGGAUUUGGAGAUAUUAUUCCGUUUGAGGAUCACUUGUAUGUUUUCAUUAUAACUGUUCUACCCGGGUUGUGUUUCAUGUCCAGUUUGAUCGACUCGAUUGUAGCGUACUUGGAUAAAACCCGAGUGGCUACCACGCGAUCUUUUAGCCUCACGGGGUGUUGUUCAGCUAAAAACGAAGCGAGGAUAACGGCAGAAGUGGAUUUGAAAAACAAUCAGACACUGGAGAACAACACCACCUUUUGAUGGGGCAUAUAGAGGGCUUCCAUUAGAUGUCAUACAUAUGUCAGUAAAGUUGCCAUGGCGAUAACACCAGAACAAUUAGAACUAAUAGAGCGCCGACUUCCCUUUCGUAGAAUGUUUUAAGACAGUUAAAUGGGAAUAACUUUCACGACAAUUACAAGAAAAGUACCAAAAAAUUAUAGAUCUCGAAAACCAUCCAAGAUUUCGUAAGAAAUCUGCUAAAAUGAACCCCUUAAAAGACUCCUUUGUGAGGAUCGUCAAGGAAUGGAACAAGUUACCUAACCACCUUUUUGGAAACGAUACCGACAUCAACAGAACAGAUUCAAACGAAAUUUAAAAAAGUGGAUGAACAUUAGUUGACUAUUCAAUUUACUGUUCCCUUUGUCCUGUUUUAUUUCAGAGCUGUUCUUGUACAUGUUGUUUGCAGAGAUUUUGAAAUGUAAAAAUGAGCAUAAAUUUUAGAAGUAAA
Messenger RNA from Pocillopora verrucosa, 1603 nucleotides. Its product is annotated as potassium channel subfamily K member 3-like. Gene Ontology annotation, biological process: potassium ion transmembrane transport; stabilization of membrane potential. The record is from RefSeq and is a predicted model, not a curated record. Gene Ontology annotation, molecular function: potassium ion leak channel activity; outward rectifier potassium channel activity. NCBI's taxonomy places the organism in Eukaryota, Metazoa, Cnidaria, Anthozoa, Scleractinia, Pocilloporidae. Gene Ontology annotation, cellular component: plasma membrane.